Aureobasidium musti is the source of this 1302-nucleotide messenger RNA. NCBI's taxonomy places the organism in Eukaryota, Fungi, Ascomycota, Dothideomycetes, Dothideales, Saccotheciaceae. The record is from the annotation of a GenBank genome assembly.
AUGUUGUUCGAUCGAUCACUCCUCGUCACUUCGGUCUACUUGAUGACUGCGAACGCACAUCUGUUCAUCUCUGAGCCAAAGCCAAUUCCCGGUUCAGCUCCCAAGAAUCCUCUCGAACCUGAUGGUUCCAACUUCCCUUGUCACGGUGUAGCUUUGCCUGGCUCUGGUGGCCAAAGCAUGGCCGUCGGCUCCAAUCAGAAGCUGGUAUUCGACGCUGGCACACCUAUAUCCUCGAGCCCUUCCGACAAUCCUUAUCAGGGUGGUGGCAACACUGCUGUCCAUGGCGGCGGUUCAUGCCAGAUCAGCAUUACUUACGAAACCGAUCCUCAGAAGGUCAAGGUAUCGACCGCAUGGAAAGUUCUUUACAGCAUCGAGGGAGGUUGUCCUACCAAUUCCCUUCAAAACCUUGAUGGAACCUUCUAUGGUCCCCUGGGUGAAUAUACGAAUGCCAUUCAAUGCUCAGAUCCUCACUCCAACGGAUACAAUUGCAUUAACGACUUCAACUUUACGAUCCCCGAGGGCGUCAAAAAUGGUCAAGCUACCCUGGCCUGGACCUGGUUCAACAACGUCGGCAAUCCUGAGAUCUACAUGAAUUGCGUUGCCGUUGAUAUCACAGGUGGUUCUGCCAACGCUGAUAUGAGCAAAUUUCCCGACAUCUUCCUCGCCAAUUUGGGUCCUGCCUAUGGAGGUGGCCAGACAAACAGAUGGCCCACCCAGAACCUCAAAUUCCCUGAUCCCGGCAAGUAUGUCACAACCAAGACAGCUUUUGCAUCGACCUACAUGUCCUCCGGCGUUGUCCAGACCAUCACUUCUGCUUCAGCUUACCCUCUGGCUGUUCCGAGUGUACUCAGCGGUGGUGCUUCUGGCCCUACAACGUACGCUGCUGGCUCUUAUGGUGCAGCUCCCACCUCAUAUGCUGCCGGCUCCUCUGCUAGCUCCCCUGCCACUGCCCCUACUUCCUACGCCGCAGCUCCUUCACCAUAUGCUGCCGUCCCAACUCUGGCCACAUCUGUCAGCGCUGUUCCCAUGCCUUCUGGAACUGACUACGCUGGAUCUUCCAACAGCACCAUGGGCGCUUGCUCCGGCGGCAAGGUCUCAUGCCCGACCCCUGGUCAGGUCACCUGCAUCGACGAAAAGACUUUUGGCAUUUGCAACAUCGACUACUGCGCUGUUCCUCAGGCUGUUGCUCCCGGCACCACCUGCUCGAACAAUGUUGUCUCCAAGCGUGAUGUUGUGAGAAGAAGAAGCUCGCGCAUUCACCGUCAUAUCCCCAACCACAUCCACCACAAGCACAGCUUUUAA